This is a messenger RNA of Babesia bigemina, 1068 nucleotides long. RefSeq lists its product as hypothetical. The transcript is spliced from 9 exons. Gene Ontology annotation, molecular function: protein binding; cysteine-type deubiquitinase activity. Bases 1 to 1068 code for a protein of 355 amino acids. Gene Ontology annotation, cellular component: nucleus. Gene Ontology annotation, biological process: protein deubiquitination. The record is from RefSeq and is a predicted model, not a curated record. NCBI's taxonomy places the organism in Eukaryota, Apicomplexa, Aconoidasida, Piroplasmida, Babesiidae.
AUGGAGAACGUAGUAUACUGGGAAAAGCAAGAUCCGCAAUCAAAGCUAUGUGCCUUGCAUUGUCUGAACUCCUUUCUCCAGGGUCCAAAGGUCACGAAUGACGAAUUAUUAAACAUUUCAACGAUGCUAGGCAGAACUGAAAGUGCACUGCUGAAAACUUGGGGUAACCGUUCCAGCAAUGUGGGAGCUUCAGGCUACCGUUAUGAUUCAGAUGGGGGAGAUUUCGAUGUGACAGUCCUGAUAGAGGCCUUACGUAAGCGCAACUUCAUCUGCAACUAUUAUACGGUUAAUGACAUGAAGCUCAGCAUGUUUCAAAAGAGCGAGAACUGUGGAUUCAUUUGUAAUGCAAACAAUCACUGGUUUUGCAUUAGGAUGCUAUUAGCUGAUCAAUGGUUUAUACUGGACAGCCUGAGACCGGGACCACACGAGGUAGAAUACGGACAACUGUACUCCUACAUAAGUCAACUUUUGAAUACGAAGGGUGGCGCAGUAUUCUUGGUUUAUUCGGCAACACCAGGCACCAAGCUUCCGGUAGCUGAACCCAAUAAAUUCUCACACCUACAAAGUCAUCAAUAUUACUUAACAUCAGAAGAAAUAAAAGAGAUGAAUAAGGAAAAUGACAACGAUGAGGAGAAUAAAAGCUUUCUUUACCGAGCUGGAGUAACUAAACAGAAACCGGUAGUUUGGCCAACAACAGGAGGUAUACGCUUGGACCAAUCGGUCCCCAAAAGUGUCACAUUUGUUCCGGUGAAGGACGAGGAGGAUUACAAGGAGGCCGAUUCCCGAACUGUUGCAGUCAAAAUAAAUGGCACCACCCGAAUCACCCGCCGAUUCGACCCCCAAUGCGGUGUUAACGAAGUAUUCAAAUGGGUCGAAAAACAUAUAGAAAGCUCUGACGCUGCAUUCUACACAUUGCUGCAAACCGUCCCUAAUAGGCGGUUCGUAAAGUACACCAAUGGGAGCAUCGAGAUGAUACAGCAAAACGACAUUCCCAGAGAUAUAGGCAACACAUCUUUAGCAGAGGCUGGUUUCGAAUCGCAUGAGAUGUUCAUGUUGCGCUGCGACUAG